AUGGCCGGGAGUGCCGCGGCCGUCGCUUCCACAGCGCCGAGUGUCACGCAAGGGCUCAUGGGCGACAGCACCGCGAGAGGGCCAGACAAUGAGCGCGAGAACGAGGUGGGGUUGGAGGCGCUGCUGCGCGGGCUGUACGAGCGCAUGUGUCCGCGCGAUCCCGACUACAACGUGCGCCUGGAGCUCGUGGAGCGCAUCAACAUGCUCGUCGCCUCCGUGCCCGCCUGCAAAGGCAUGGAGGUGGUGCCGUUCGGGUCGUUCGCGUCGGACCUGUUCUCGCCGUGGGGCGACCUGGACUUGUCGCUGGAGGGCGAGGUGCGCAGCACGGGCGGCAACGGGCUGCGCCGCCAGGGAGUCAACAUACUGCAUGCCAUUCACUACCGCCUGCUGCACACAGGCAUGGCGCGGGGAGUGCAGAUAGUGGCGCACGCGCGGGUGCCGCUGGUGAUGUUCACGGACGCGGCGACGGGCAUAGCGUGCGACCUGUCCGUGGGCAACGGCACGGGCGUCUUCAAGUCCACCGUGCUGCGCUCGCUGCUCCGCUUCGACGCGCGCUGCCGCCCGCUGCUCUUCCUCGUGAAGGCGUGGGCGAAGGCGCAGGGCAUCAACGACCCCAAGGGCGGCUCGCUCAACUCCUUUGCGCUCGCGCUGCUCGUCAUCUUCCACCUGCAGACCGUGCAACCGCCCAUCCUCCCGCCCGUCCGCCACAUCCUCGGACGACUGGAGGGAAUGGAGCAGAAGGCGGUGAGGCAUCAGCGCAUAGCGGAGUGUGAGGAGCGGGUGGAGAGCAUGAUAGCAGCGCGGGACAACGGCGAGCCAGUGGAAUGGGGCGGGGCGGGGAAGAACACCAGCUGUGUCGCCGUGCUGCUCGCGUCUUUCUUUGCCAAGUACGAUGCAGUGCGCGAGCAGUGGGCGCAGGGCCUGGCGGUGCGGCCGCUGACGGCACAGUGGGGCGACCUCACAGUCACGCACUCCUCCUUCGCCCAACGCAGCUACUUCAUGAUCGUGGAGGAUCCGUUUGACCCGCGGGAGAACUGCGCACGCUCCGUGCAGCCGCACUCCUUCCCAAGCGUCUGCGACGCCUUUGCAGCCGCAGCACGCGCCUUCUCCCCCCUCCCGCCCGCGCACUCCCUCCGCCAGCUGCGCGUGGCGCUCUUCAAAUGGCCCUCCAACCAGGCACGCCCCUCCUUCACCACCUCCCACCCGGUUGACACCAUGCCUGUGCGCUUCAACCGGGGGAACCAGGGCCGGAUGGGGCCGAAAGUAGGGGGAGGCGGAGGGGGGGGCGGGGGCGUUGGGAGGAGUCCAGGGGAGGAUUGGGUGAGAGGGGGCGCAUUUGGGCGCGGAGUGGUGAGUGUGGGGAGGGGGAGGGGUUUGCACCAAGCUGCUGCGGCUGCUGGUGCGGCUGCUUCUGCUGCUGCGGUUGCUGCUGCUGCGUCUGCUCCGGGGAUGAUUGGGGGGCCUGUUGGGCGGGAUAGCCGGGGAGGGAGGGGACUGGCUGCUGUUGCUGCUGCUGAGCUCGUUCCUGUUGCCGGUGGUGGGGCAAAGCAGAGUGGUUUGGAAGCAGCAAAAGUGAAGGAGGGGAAGAAGAAGGGCACAGGGGAGAAGGCAGGGGAAGAAAUUGCGCAGGAUAGGCAGAAACAGCAGCAGGAACAGCAGCAGCAACAGCAGCAACAGCAACAACAACAGCAGCAGCAGCAGUCGCGUUUAGGCGGAGAGCAAGCAGCAGCACAGGCAUCUUCCAACCCUUCCACAUCCGUCCCCUCCCUCCUGUCCACACCUCACAGACCCCAACCCCACCACGCGUACCCUCCUCUCCAAUCCUCCGCUCCAGCUGCUCCCACCACUCUCAACCUCCCCGGCAAUCCCCAAUCCCCUCUUCUCUCAGCCACUGCCCCUCGUGCCGUCAGCCCAUACCUAUCUCCAUACCAGCUUCACAACCCAGCAUUCCCAGGCAUGCGGUUUGGACCGUCAGGGUACCCUCUAGGGCUUGCGGCCUCGCAUUUGAAUCCCCAUAUGGGUCUUGCUCCGCUUGGCCCUGGGCUGGCAGAAGUGCUCAGCCUCGCCCGCCCCACUCUUGGUCCCCCACACCCCUUGGGCUUCGGUGGCCUGAGAAGUGACUUCUCUGCAGCUGCUGCUGCUGGUCCUAUCCCUCCUCCUGCUGCUCCAGCUGGUGCUGCUGCUGCUGGCGGCGGCGGCGGCGGUGGCGGUGGAAGCAGCAGCACCAGUUCUGGCCAUGUGGGUGCGGCGGGAGUAGCGGCGUCGGAUGCAAGGGGAGGGGGCGGUGCAGCAGGGGAAGUUGCGGCGGGGAACGUGACAGGAGGGGUGUCGUGGAGUGUGGCUGGGGACAGGAGCCAUGGCGUGUUGAUCGACCGAGGCAAGGCACCAGCAACAACGGUAGGCCUGAAAGGCGAGCGUGUAGCAGCAGCGGAUGGGCAUGUAACGACUGUAUCGGCUGCUGAAACCAUCACUGGGCGGUUAAGCGAGGUGUCUCUGAAGCACGAGGAUGGGAGGAGAGAGGAGGUGCAUGUGCAAGGGAGGAAACAGGAGGAGGAAGCUGAUGGGAAGAGGGGAGUUGAGAAGCAGGCAGAGAAGGAGGAGCAGAAGAUGCCGUUGCACAGCGAAGGUCUGAAGAAGGGAGGUUUGGGAGGUCAUUCGCUGUUGUCAAUAACACCUGCUGUCAAUAACACCUCACAAGUUCCAGUGUCUCAACUUGCUCCUGCUGCUGCUCCUGUCCCUGUCCCUGCUCCUCCCGCUGCUCCUACCCCCGCCCCUACCCCUACUCCUCCUACGGCUGUUGCGAGUGCUGUUGCUGCUUCUGCUGCUGCUCUUUCUCCUGCUCCUGCCCCUGCCCCUGUUCCUGCCCCUACCCCUGCUCCUGCUCCUGCUCCUGCUCCUGCUCCUGCUCCUGCUCCUGCUCCUGCUCCUGCUCCUGCUCCUGCCGCUGCUGCCGCUCCUGAUGCGCCUGUGUAUAGUGCAGGUUCGGCAAGGGGGGGUGGUAGGGUAGGGGCAGCAGCUACUAGGGGUCGUGGGGAAAGGGGGGGUCGUAAGGGAGGGAGAGAAGGAAGUGGGGCUGUUUCUUCUGAGUCUGUUGCAGCAGCGUAUGCUGCCGUGACUAAAGUUACAAUGGAAGCGGGGCACGUUGCAGGCAGUAGAGAGGCGACAGUAGUGCGGCCAGCCGCACCAUCUGCAGCAGCACCCGCAGCACCACCAGCAGCAGCAGCUGCUGCAGCUGCAGCACCCGCAGCACCACCACUGGCACCAGCAGCAGCGGCAGCGAAUGGUGAGGCAGGGAUGCAAGAGGGCAUGGAUGGUGGGCGGCGGGGCAGGCGGAGACCAAGGAAGGGGAGAGGAGGAGGAGCACAGAGAGGAGGGGGGAACGGGGCAGGGUACCAUGGGGACGAGGCAUGGGCGGACACCGAGUCAGAGCGCAGAGAGCAGCCCCCGCCACCACCCAGCCAGGCCAUGUGGUCGUGGGGAGAUCAAGGGCAAACUGGGGUGGGAGGGGCGCAGGGCGGCAUGCAAGGUGUGCAGGGGGUGACACAGGGCGGACAGGGAGGGGCACAGGGACAAAGAGGAGCGCAGGGUGGACAGGGAGGGCAGGAGAGGUAUGGGGCAGGGCGAGGAGGGUGGAAGCAGCAUGCUGGGUGGCAUGGUCGUGGUGGGGGUGCGCAGGGGUAUGGGUAUGGUGCUGCACAGGGAGGUGUGCAGGGUGGGCGAGGAGGGGGUGUGCAGGGACAGCAGCAGAAUGGGUACCAGGGUGGGCAAGGGGCUGUGGGGAAUGCAGAAGGUGCUGGUGCUGGUGGUGCUGCAAACAACUCUAGGAGGAAGCGAGGGGGGAGAAAGGAGCAGGUGUGGAAGGAGAAAGGUGGUGGCGAGUAA
Messenger RNA from Closterium sp. Naga37s-1, 3882 nucleotides. NCBI's taxonomy places the organism in Eukaryota, Viridiplantae, Streptophyta, Zygnematophyceae, Desmidiales, Closteriaceae. The record is from the annotation of a GenBank genome assembly.